Messenger RNA from Andrographis paniculata, 402 nucleotides. RefSeq lists its product as uncharacterized. The transcript has a single exon. Lineage: Eukaryota; Viridiplantae; Streptophyta; Magnoliopsida; Lamiales; Acanthaceae. Bases 1 to 402 code for a protein of 133 amino acids. The record is from RefSeq and is a predicted model, not a curated record.
AUGUGGUGUGGUGGGUUCUUCUUGAUGUGUAUGAUCCAUUCUGCAGUGGCGCUGAUCUCCGGCGGGCUGAUGAUGUUCUACACCGACGAGGCGCUGGCGGUGGGGUCGACGGCGCACGACCGGCUGCUAAUCCGGACGUCGGAAUCUUUCUCCGGCCUGCUGCUGUCGGGGGUGGGGGUGGUGCUGUUCAUGGUGGCGUUCGUGAAGGACGGGCAGUUCCAGAGCUUCUUCGCCAAAGGCUGCGCUGGCCUCCACGUGGCGGUGGCGAUCUGGCGGUUCUGCUGCCAGAGGGAGGUGGAGGUGCUCGCCGGCGACUGGCUCAGGCUCGCCGGCGGCGACAUCGCCCUCGGAGCUUCCUGGGUUUUGUUCCUCGUCCAUUCUUGGACUGACACGUACGAUUAA